UUUUGCUAUUUCGCGUACGUGCGUUGAAAAUGUUGCAGUUAAGCCAGCUCAAUCCAAUCGGCGGGCGUCUUUCAAAAUAUGCUAAAGGAUUGCCGAAAACAACACCAAAUGUAUACCGCAGAUAUUUAGAAAAAAUCAAAGUGAUUGGAUAUAACGAUCCAUACAGUAUGUCCUUCCCUGCGCUUGGAAACCAGAAUAUCCCGUCCACGGUUACUACUGGUCAUCCUAUGAAGAAUCUACGAAGUAUGGAUGGGUAUAAAAAAUUCGAAUCCGGGUUCGUGCAUUCCGUCCAGGGAACUGUACGAGAAGGCUAUCAUGUUGUUGUUGGAAAGGUUAUCCACUCGAUGAAGCUGAGGGAAGGUAUGUUGAAACCAUGGAUAAUCUUAGACCAACGAGGAAACAUAAUAUAUGCACACUGCACCUGCGUUGCCGGUAUAAGCGAGACUUGCUCCCAUGUCAGUGCCAUCCUGUACUCAUUAGCUAAUCUUCAUGCCCAGUCUAUUAAUAGAAAGAUCACAGUUACAGAUAUGCCAUGCUACUGGCGCCAGCCAUCGAAAAACAUUCGGACCGAUCUGUACAAAAAAGUUCGAGAUGUUAGUUACGGGAAGACAUCGAAGUAUUACUAUGAUACUGUAGCUGGUAAGACAAGAGCUGAUUUUGACGAUAUGUGA
This is a messenger RNA of Ochlerotatus camptorhynchus, 671 nucleotides long. RefSeq lists its product as uncharacterized. The transcript has 3 exons. Gene Ontology annotation, molecular function: zinc ion binding. Bases 30 to 671 code for a protein of 213 amino acids. The record is from RefSeq and is a predicted model, not a curated record. NCBI's taxonomy places the organism in Eukaryota, Metazoa, Arthropoda, Insecta, Diptera, Culicidae.